GCAUCCCUAGUGGUCUCUCUAAAGGGCCAUCCAAACCCAUUUAGAUGGUUGUGAGGCUAAAAAACGCUCCCAGUGGUCUCUCUAUAGCUUCCUCUAAAUUUAGACGACCUCCCAUAUCGUUGCUCCAUCCUCCAAAUAUAGAGGACGAAGCCACGACCAUCCAAAGCAAAGCUGCUGCCCGCGCUUUCUUCCCGCGCGCGUCUGGAGAGCAGAAAAGGAGGCGGGAGCGUCUCCCGCGAAAUCGCCGUCGCCGUCGCUCCACUCGCCGGCCAGAUAAAUGGAUAAUUCACAGACGGAUGACAUUGGGUUUUUAGACAUGUUGAAUGGGGGAUCGGGUGAAGUGAAUUGGAGUGGCACACAAUAUUCUAGCCCAAUCAGUGAACAAGAGAAGAUGUCAACUCCGGAUGUUUCAGUUGUUUCUGCAUCUGCAUUUGCAAAAUCAAAACAAAAGAAAGCAAAAACACCGUCGACAAAAGGGAAAACUUGGUCUAGCGAUGAAGACAAGGUGUUGAUAGCGGCAUGGGGAAACACUAGUUUGGAUGCGGUGACCGGGACACAUCAAAACUCAAGUUGUUAUUGGAAUAGGAUUUUAGAUUACUACAACUUGCAUAAGGACCCGUCAUGGCCCGAGCGUAAUUAUAAUGCAGUCAAUUGCCGUUUCACUGUUAUUUCAGCGGCCACAAGCAAGUUUUGUGGAUGUCUUCAGCAGAUAUUAAACCUGAAUGAAAGCGGAAGGACUCUCAACCAGAAGCAAACAGAUGCUGAACUCUUGUACAUGUCUUUGGAUCCUGAAAAGAAGCCAUUCAAACUAAUGCAUUGCUAUGUAGAGUUUGAGAAGUACCCAAAGUGGGCGACAUGUACAGUUCCUCAGAAAAAACAAAAGAAAACCUCCGAUGCAAGUCCAGGUUCAACCUCCAAUGAUGAAGAUUUUGUGGUAUGCACAGAUGCUUUAGAAAACGAGAAAAGACCUCGUGGUACCAAGUAUGCGAAAGAACAAAGAGAUAAAGCCUCCGAUGGUAGUGCUGUCAAGUUGUCAUUGGAAACCGUAUGGGUACAGAAGUUAGAGAAAGAUGAUAUCAAAGAGGCAGCAAAGAGUGCUCGCUAUGCACUAGCAUUUGAGUUGCAAAAAAAGCAGAUUGAAUUGAAAGAGACUGAGGAUGCAAGGCAAGAGAGGGAGGAUGCACGGCAAGAGAGGGAGGAUGCACGAAAACAGUUUGAAUUGGAAGAGAAAAUCAUGCUCACGGACACUAGUGGUAUGAAUGUUGCACGGCAAGAGAGAGAGGGAGGAUUUUCUCUGAAGUAGUCAUUCCAGAGGAGAACAAAUCCGGCAUCUCUUGCUCGGUCAAUUGUCUGACGCCCAUGCUUGGAACCGCCAUGGCGUCGAGCGUUCCUCUUCUCUUCCUGCUCACGCUCUCCAAAUGCUGCAAGAAUGAGUUCGUCGUCAUCAGAUGAAGACGACGACGAAUUCAUGAGCAUAUCCAAUGAGGAAAAUUCUCCAUUCAUCAUUUUUCGGUGUUGGACAGAGGAAUUCAAAAGAGAGAUGAGAGAAGGAAAAGCGAGGAGUGUUGGAUGAGAGGUGGGAGAGGUGGUAUAUAUGGACCUGGAAAUAUAGCCGUUGGAAAUAUAGCCGUUGGAAAUAUAGCCGUUUGAAAUAUAGCCGUUUGAAAUAUUACUAAACUAUAUAAGAGAGAAUUUAGAUGUCCUAGAUAUAGAGGAACCACUGAAAAACUGAGAUCAUCUAAAAAAGAAUCUUUAUAGAUGACCAUCUAUAUGGAGAUAUAGAGGACCACAUUUAGAGGAACCACUAGAGAUGCUCUAAGC
Lolium perenne is the source of this 1821-nucleotide messenger RNA. RefSeq names its product glutathione S-transferase T3-like. Lineage: Eukaryota; Viridiplantae; Streptophyta; Magnoliopsida; Poales; Poaceae. The record is from RefSeq and is a predicted model, not a curated record.